Molecule: messenger RNA, 1401 nt
Organism: Tripterygium wilfordii
Lineage: Eukaryota; Viridiplantae; Streptophyta; Magnoliopsida; Celastrales; Celastraceae
Product: myb-related protein 330
Exons: 3
Coding region: 52-1122 (356 amino acids)
Source: RefSeq, a predicted model, not a curated record
CACACACACAAAACCAAAACCCAACCCAACCCUCUUGUAAUAACAUCAUUCAUGGUAAUGGGUCAUCACUCUUGCUGCAAUCAACAGAAGGUGAAGAGAGGGCUUUGGUCUCCAGAGGAAGAUGAGAAGCUCAUUCGAUACAUCACUACUCAUGGUUAUGGCUGUUGGAGUGAAGUCCCUGAAAAAGCUGGGCUUCAAAGAUGUGGGAAGAGUUGUCGGUUGCGAUGGAUUAACUAUUUGAGACCAGAUAUCAGAAGAGGACGGUUUACUCCUGAAGAAGAAAAGCUCAUUAUUAGUCUUCAUGGUGUCGUUGGCAACAGAUGGGCACAUAUUGCAAGUCACUUGCCUGGAAGAACAGAUAAUGAGAUAAAGAACUACUGGAAUUCAUGGAUCAAAAAGAAGAUUCGAAAGCCAUCGAAUUCCACAGCUUCAAUAUCCUCCGCCACCACAACCAUCACCACGUCUACUACCACUCCUAACCAUCAGCAUUCGAACCUAAAUUAUGCCCCGAACCAACUAGACGUUGUAAAUCAAGAUUUAACAACAACAACGACAAGGCCAUCUGCACCGGUUCAUCAAGAAACCCUAUUAUUUUCCACUACUCCUCCUCCCCUUUCAGCACCCUUAUUCAUGUUCGACACUACAACUCAACUUGAUUGUAUCAUUGACACCAAUUUCCUGCGACGAGAAUUGUCGCUGCACGAGCAGGAAAGCUUGACAUCUGGAGAUAUAUGGAAUAAUCAUUCCUCAAACGUCCAUCAAGCACAGCCUCCUCCAAUGCCUUUUACGACGAUCGGAAUGGAUUCGAAUCAUAGUUACAUGCCACCAUUGAUAGAGAGUAUGGAAGCUAUGGUGCCAAUUGAAAUGCAAUCAUGCAGUAUAGAUCCUGAUCAGGAAAGAGAGAUGGGAUUGGAUUGCUUAGAAAUGCAUGACCAUGAGUUGAUGAACGAGUGGGUUGAUUCUCAACAUUAUUCGAAUAAUUUUCUGUUUCGGGAUGAUGAGAAUAUUGGUCAAGGACAAGUCCUUGGUGGUGGAGGAGUUGAAGAUCAGAUUGCAGCACCAGCUCCAUCAAAUAAUAUUGGAGAUACUACACAAUUCUCUUCUUUUCCUUCAUCUCUAUAAUAUAUAAGAUAUCUAUAUCUAUAUAUUUAUAUUUGUGGUGGUGAAAAUAAGGGUUUGAUUUAUCUUAACUUAGAGAGAGAGAGAGUGAUUUGAAAAUGGUCCUUGAGGGUUGGUAGGACGUACGGCUUGCUUGUUUUAAUUAAUUUUUCUUUUCAUUGUUAACUUCUCACUUGACAGAUUUGUGAGGGCUUGUAACACAAAGUGUGCACGUGCGGUUUUAAUUUGUUUUUUGUUUGGCAACAAAACAUAAAGCAAUAAAAUAUGAAAAAAAAAAAUUAG